Molecule: messenger RNA, 3021 nt
Organism: Suricata suricatta (meerkat)
Lineage: Eukaryota; Metazoa; Chordata; Mammalia; Carnivora; Herpestidae
Gene: STYXL2
Product: dual specificity phosphatase 27, atypical
Exons: 7
Coding region: 127-3021 (964 amino acids)
Biological process (GO): protein dephosphorylation; negative regulation of MAPK cascade
Cellular component (GO): cytoplasm
Molecular function (GO): protein tyrosine/serine/threonine phosphatase activity; MAP kinase phosphatase activity
Source: RefSeq, a predicted model, not a curated record
AGAGGAGAGAGGUUGGUCCCUCUCACUGAUCGGAGCUUUUGGCCAUUUUAUCUGGGUCCCUCAGCCCCUGGGUGACUGUGGUUUGGUGUGGAGAUCUAGGCAAAGCAGCGGGACUUGCGGGCUAUCAUGGCGACCAGCGGGGACCCAGAGGAGGAGCAGGUAGUCCCAAGUGAAGAGGAUGAAGGCAAUGUGCGGGCCGUGCAGGCCCAGUACCUCCGGAGCCCCUCCCCCAGCCAGUACUCAAUGGUCUCAGAUGCAGAAACAGAAAGCAUUUUCAUGGAGCCCAUUCACCUCUCCUCGGCUGUUGCGGCUAAACAGAUCAUCAGUGAAGAAUUCAAGCCGAGGGGGAUCAGAGCCGAGGCAGAGUGUCCGGGCAUGCUGGAGUCGGCUGAGCAGCUGCUGGUGGAGGACCUGUAUAACCGCGUUAGGGAGAAGAUGGAUGACACCAGCCUCUACAACACCCCCUGCGUCCUGGAUUUACAGCGGGCCUUGGCCCAAGACCGCCAGGAGACCCCCUGGAAUGAGGUGGAUGAGGUCUGGCCCAACAUCUUCAUAGCAGAGAAGAGUGUAGCUGUGAACAAGGGGAGACUGAAGAGGCUGGGAAUUACUCAUAUCCUCAAUGCUGCUCAUGGCACCGGCGUCUACACUGGGCCCGAAUUCUACACUGGCCUGGAGAUUCAGUACCUGGGCGUGGAGGUGGAUGACUUUCCCGAGGUGGACAUCUCCCAGCAUUUCCGGAAGGCUGCUGAGUUCCUGGAUGAAGCCCUGCUGACCUACAGAGGGAAAGUCCUGGUCAGUAGCGAAAUGGGCAUCAGCCGGUCAGCAGUGCUGGUGGUGGCCUACCUGAUGACCUUCCACAACAUGACCGUCCUGGAGGCCUUGAUGACUGUGCGCCGGAAGCGGGCCAUCUAUCCCAACGACGGCUUCCUGAAGCAGCUCCGGGAGCUCAAUGAAAAGCUAAUGGAGGAGAGAGAAGAAGACUACAGCCAGGAAGGGGGGACAGAUGAGGCCGAGGAGGGUGAGGACACAGGGAGCAGCAGCAGGGCCAGAGUGCACGCCCUCACGGUGGAGGAGGAGGAUGACACCACCAGCCACCUGAGUGGCUCCUCCUUGGGGAAGGCCAGCCGCGCCUCCAAGCCCUUCACCCUCAUUGAUGAAGAUGAGGAGGAGAAGCUGUAUGAGGAGUGGAAGAGGGGGCAGGGCCUCCCCACGGGCCAGGCCCCCCAGGGCGGAAAUGGUGGGCGCUCAGCCUCUGGCCAGGGUGGGGAGGAGCCCGAAGAUGAGGAUGUGGGAAGGAUGAUCCAGGAGUGGCAGAGCCGAAAUGAGAGGUACCAGGCAGAAGGGCACCAGAGGUGGGGGAGAGAGGAGGAAGAGGUGGAGGAGAGCGACACCGGCUCCUUUGUGAGGAGAAGACGAAGUCGCACCCUGAGCGAGAGCAGCGCUUCCGAAAGCGUAAGCAGCCAUGACAUUUGGGUCCUGAAGCAGCACCUGCAGACGAGCGGCAGGAACCAAGGUGGGAGGUGCCGCUCUGACUCUGUGUCCACUGAGAGCACCUGGGACAUGUGGAACCAGAGGCUGCUGGAGAUUGAGAAGGGAGCUGCCCGGGAGUACCACUCCAGGAGCAAGCGCCAGGAGGCAGACACAGGCUCCGAGGCGGGGGCCGGGGUGCGAGAGGACGACGCGGAGAGUGUGUCCUCGGAGGCCAGCUCGUUCUACAACUUCUGCAGCAGGAACAAGGACAAGCUCACUGCCCUGGAAAGGUGGAAGAUCAAGAGAAUCCAAUUUGGAUUUCACAAGAAAGAGCUGGGGGCAGGAGACAGCAGCAGUGAGCCGGGGCCAGAGGAGGCAGAGGGCGAGAAGUGUCUCUCCGACGUCAACCUGACGGCCUACCAGGCCUGGAAGCUGAAACACCAGAAGAAGAUAGGCAGUGAGAACAAGGAGGAGGUAGUGGAGCUCAGCAAGGGCGAGGAUUCCGCCUCGGCCAAGAAGAGGCAGCGGAGGCUGGAGCUGCUGGAGAGAAGCAGGCAGACGCUGGAGGAGAGCCAGUCCAUGGGAAGCUGGGAGGCAGACAGCUCGGCCGCCAGCAGGAGCAUCCCCCUGUCUGCCUUCUGGUCUGCAGCCCUGUCGGUCAGUGCUGACGAGGACGCCGCGUCGGUCCUCAGCACCCAGAGCCACAACUCCCGCCCCUCUCAGGCUGGAAGCAACAGAGGGGGACGCCCGGCCUCUGUCCUCAGCACAGCUCUGCCCAACCUGUCCGCGGGGCCCGGAGACACCAUUUCCAUUGCCAGCAUUCAGAACUGGAUUGCCAACGUGGUCAGCGAGACUCUCGCCCAGAAGCAAAAUGAAAUGCUGCUGCUGUCCCGCUCACCAUCCGUGGCAAGCAUGAAGGCGGCGCCCGUGGCCAGCUGCCUGGGGGACGACCAGGUGUCCCCGCUCAGCGGACACAGCAGCUCCUCCCUGGGCACCUGCCUGCUGCCUCAGAGCCAGCCAGGACCCAGCUCCGACUCGCAGUCGCUGCUGUCCUCCCACACUGCACCGGGCUUGAGGGCCGAAGGUCUUGGGAGCAAAGUCAGGGGGACCAGCAAGCCUGUCUACAGCCUCUUUGCUGACAACGUCGACCUCAAGGAGCUUGGCCGGAAGGAGAAGGAGAUGCAAAUGGAGCUGAGGGAGAAGAUGUCUGAGUACAAGCUGGAGAAGCUAGCCGCCAACAACAAACGGAGCUCCCUUUUCAAGAAGAAGAAGGUCAAGGAACAGGAGGACGAUGAUGAGGGCGACAGGGACGAGGACACUGACAGUGCCAUAGGGAGCUUCCGGUAUUCUUCUCGCAGCAAUUCCCAGAAACCCGAGACAGACACCUCCUCCUUCCUGGCUACCAAACCCAUGGUGACAGGUUGCACUCCAGCCUUCCAGUCUCUGAAUGACAGCAAAACGUAUGUGUUGUCUGUAAAGGUCCCAGUAGGUGGCACACCCCUAUUGGAAACUGAUGAGAGUUUAAUGCAGGAACUAUGCACAGAGGCAUAG